UUGUAUACAUUUCCUAAAAUCCAUUUUCAGACAACAAACUUUGAUGGCGCUGUAACGAGCGUUGCUUUUUGCCCAGAAUCGAAGUGGACCAUCAUUGCUGUAACGUUGGCGACAGGAAAACUGAUUGUAUCGAAUUCUUUCCAUGGUGAUCGACAGCUGAUUGCAUCCACGACGAAAUAUCUCGCCGAACUUCGAGAGCAAGUAUCCCAAGAUGAAUCUCUGCAAUGGAAACACGAAAAAGAUGGCUGCAUUUCGGUUGAUCUCGGAUAUGUUGCACGUCAGGUAGUGUGGCAUCACAAAGGAGACUACUUCGCGACGUUUGCUGGCUCGGAGUCACCCAAACUCAUUUACAUACAUCAGCUCUCCAGAUGUAAAUCUCAACGUCCAUUUUCUCGCUUGAAAGGCAUCGUAACAGCUUUAUCGUUUCACCCUCGUCAACCUCUUUUCUUUGUUGCAACGCAACGGCAUGUGCGCAUCUAUGAUUUGGCAAAGUGCCAGCUGAAGAAAAAAAUUAUUACGGGUUCGCAGUGGGUGAGCUGCAUGCUUGUGGACACCUAUGGAGACAAUUUGUUUGUUGGUGGCCACGACAAGACCUUCUCGUGGAUCGACCUGCAGCUUUCCAGUAAGCCAUGGAAAUGUGUGCGCCACCACACUGCAGCUGUACGCGCUGUUGCUCAGCACCGGAGGUAUCCGCUGAUAGCAACUGUAUCGGACGACGCAACAGCAAUCGUAUAUUAUGCCCGAAUUAGCAACGAUCCGUUGAAAGAGAAUGAAUUUGUCCCCGUGCGACGGUUGCGCUCGCACUCACCUCAAAAAAAUGGUCUCGCCAUAUUAGCAGCAAUAUUCCAUCCCACUCAAGCUUGGCUUAUUACGGCCGGCUCCGAUGGUUCCAUUGCACUGUUUACGUGA
Messenger RNA from Gongylonema pulchrum, 909 nucleotides. The record is from the annotation of a GenBank genome assembly. NCBI's taxonomy places the organism in Eukaryota, Metazoa, Nematoda, Chromadorea, Rhabditida, Gongylonematidae.